CAGGGCUGCAUCUGCGCCCGCGGUCAGCUGUUCCAUGGCCAGUGGUGAAUGGCGAUUCUCAGGUGAAUGGUUGCAAUAUUCACACAAAUUGCAAACACAACAAGGAGAUUUAAACAAAUUAAUUGUAUAUAAAAGUACAAGCGCAGCGAUGCAGAACAUAUCGGAUGAGGAGGGCGUCGCGCCCAGCCGAACGGCGGGGGGCGUGGCCGCCGCAGCAGCAGCGGAUGGCGAUGACGGCGGAGGAAACGUAGGUGGCGGCGGUAGCGGCGGCGGUGGCGGUGGCGGCGGCAUCAUUGUUUUGAGAGCAGCGCUGGGAGAGACUGAGACGAGAGCGGUAAUCAAUAAAUGGCGGGUACGCGAGGGACAGUUCGUGUCGGCCGCGCAAAUUCUGUUUCUCUACCAGCCAGUGGGCGAGGACGGAAAGCCCGGGAAAUCGGGCGACUCGGCGGUCCAGAAGUACAAGUCCCAGCGCGCCGGGGUGGUGAAGAAGCGCCUCCGCAAGGAUGGGGAGCUGCUGUCAAAGGGGGAUGCCAUUCUGGAGUUGUCGGAGUGCAUACACACCACGGUAAUCAAGGACAUGUGCGCGGACUGCGGUGCCGACUUGCGUCAGAACGAGAAUGGCCAAACGUCGGAGGCGUCGGUGCCCAUGGUGCAUACAAUGCCCGAUCUGAAGGUCACCCAAAAGCUGGCCCAGAAGCUCGGCCAUGACGAUACCCGGCGCUUGCUGGCCGAUCGGAAGCUGGUGCUGCUGGUCGAUCUCGAUCAGACGGUGAUCCACACCACCAAUGACACGGUGCCGAACAACAUCAAGGGCAUCUACCACUUUCAGCUGUACGGACCCCAAUCGCCGUGGUAUCACACGCGCCUGCGCCCAGGCACGUCCGAGUUCCUGGAGCGCAUGUCCCAGCUGUAUGAGCUGCACAUCUGCACUUUCGGAGCGCGCAACUACGCACACAUGAUAGCCCAGCUCCUGGACCCGGAGGGCAAGUUCUUCUCGCACCGGAUCCUGUCCAGGGAUGAGUGUUUCAAUGCCACCAGCAAGACGGAUAACCUAAAAGCUCUAUUUCCCAACGGGGAUUCCAUGGUGUGCAUCAUUGACGACCGGGAGGAUGUGUGGAAUAUGGCCUCCAAUUUGAUUCAAGUGAAACCCUACCACUUCUUUCAGCACACGGGCGAUAUUAAUGCCCCGCCGGGCUUGUCCAAGCACGAGUUGGACGGCGAAGGCGUUGACUUCAAAGAGAUUACCGAGAAGAAGGAAGACAAAGACAAAGUCGAGUCCAGCAGUGAAGCAAAGCCCGAAGACACAGAAAAGGGUGAUAAUACGGUCUCAAGCACAAGCAAAGACGAUGAGGGAGGAGACAAUGAGGAGUCAGUGGAUACAUUUGAACUAGAGGGCGGCGAAGCCAAGGACCCCGAAGUUUCAAAUUCCUCAAACACCACAGAGACACCCAAGGAGCCGAGUGACAAGCUGAAUGGCAAGACUUCCUCCAAGGAGGAGAUAGCGGUCAUAGAAGACAGCUCUCCGGGCUCACCGGAUGCGGAAAAGCCGGCCAGCGAGGGCGAAGACGUAGUCGUUAUUGACGAAAAUUCCAAGGAUAGCACAAAGGCCGACGUCACGGCAAUGGAAGUCACGCCGCCCGAAGAAACAGAGGUGGCUGUGGCAUCUUCCACCAGUUCGACUGAGGAAAACAGCCCAAAGGCUAAAGCAGAAGAUCUAGCCUCCACGUCAAAAAGCACGCCACCAAACGAGGGGCAAAAGCAAAUCGAAAUCGAGGAUCCUGACGACUACCUGCUCUACUUGGAGGUCAUACUGCGCAACAUUCACAAAAGAUUCUAUGCCAUCUACGACGAGACCACAGAAAUUCCCGAUCUCAAGAUCAUCGUUCCCAAGAUCCGAUGUGAGGUGUUGCGCGGCCAGAACCUGGUGUUCUCCGGGCUGGUGCCCACGCAGAUGAAGAUGGAACAGUCUCGGGCCUACUUCAUUGCCAAGAGUCUGGGGGCCGAGGUACAGCCAAACAUCGGCAAGGGAAUCACGCAUCUGGUGGCGGUAAAUGCCGGCACCUACAAGGUGAACGCGGCCAAGAAGGAGGCCAACAUCAAGGUAGUCAAUGCCAAUUGGUUGUGGACCUGCGCCGAGCGCUGGGAGCACGUGGAGGAGAAGCUCUUUCCGCUGGACCGCAAGGUGCGCAACAAGGGCCGCCAGCCACCCGCCCACUGUCACAGUCCCGAGCACGUGGUGAACUACAGCGAGCGGUCCGAGAUCUCUCCCUCGAGCAGCAAGCAGCAGGAGGAGCAGAGCGGAAACUUCCGCGAGACCCUCAACCCGCUGCUGGUCUUCACCAAUGCGGACAUUGAGUCUAUGAACAAGGACUACGAGACAUUCUUCGAAUCAGACUCGUCCAGCGACGAGGGGCCAGUCAACUUUGAAAAUCCACCCAUGGACAAGAAGCUGUUGAAGCGAAAGCGAGAAGAUGACAAUUCCAACAGGGCCCACGACUUCUUUACGCGUGCGGAGGAUGUAAUGAUUGGGGCGCCGAACAUCAUAGACUUUGACAAGAGCUCAAACGAGGAGGGAGAUGACAAUAACGAGGAGGAGGAGGAAGAGGAUGACGACGACGAGAUGCCCAGCGCCAAGUUUCGACGAGGGGAAGAUGUACCGUCCGACUUGGAGUUUGGCUCCGAUUCGAAUAGCGACAACAACCCAGAGGAUGAGGACGACGGCGAAUGGAACAUGAUGGGCGCUGCCCUGGAGAGGGAGUUCCUCGGCCUGGAAGAUUAACUUCUUUGCGAACUCCGAGUACGCUUACGCUUAAGAACAGUACUGUGUGUAUUAGGUGUUAAUAUGUACUUUUAAAGUAGCCUGUAAGAAGAGAUCGCACACCCAAUCGCAGCGAGUCCCCCGGAGCCAAGACCUCUCUCAAUCUGAUCUGAUGUAAAUUGAAGCCUACUGUAAAUGUUUUACAAAUAAAUUCCGUCACAGCGGACUAGCGUCUAGUGUUUAAUUUAAAAUUUAACAACCAAUGUACAC
Drosophila kikkawai is the source of this 3028-nucleotide messenger RNA. It is a transcript of the gene Fcp1, whose product is annotated as RNA polymerase II subunit A C-terminal domain phosphatase Fcp1. Gene Ontology annotation, cellular component: nucleus. Gene Ontology annotation, molecular function: RNA polymerase II CTD heptapeptide repeat phosphatase activity. The record is from RefSeq and is a predicted model, not a curated record. NCBI's taxonomy places the organism in Eukaryota, Metazoa, Arthropoda, Insecta, Diptera, Drosophilidae.